CCGUCAUCGUGUUGAACACGACGAUGGGGUCGUGUUCAGCACGUGGUGUACAUGCCCGCGCUCGACCGUCAUCGUAUUGAACUUGACCAUGGGAUCGUGGGGUGCCACUGCGAUCAUGUUCGACACGAUGACAACGACCGUCAUCGGGUUGAACGCGACGGUGGGGUCGGGGGGUGCCACCGCGGUCGUGUUCGACACGAUGACAGCGACCGUCAUCGGGUUGAACACGACGGUGGGGUCGUGUUCAGCACGUGGCGUACACGACCGCGCUUCAACCGUCAUCGUGUCGAACACAACGGUCGUCGUGUCGGACUCGAUGAUGGACGGCUCUGUGAACUAUUCGGCAUCACUGCAAAACAUGGAAGGAGAGGGGAAGGCAAGUAAACGACGAGCAAGUAAGAAUUCUGGGAGCAUGGAACAAUCUCCGAAAAAAUCAAAGGGGGCACCGGCCGCUGGGGCUGGGAGUCAGGAGGCACCUGGGUCUAAGCGGCAACGCACCCCGGUUCCGAGGGGUGCACCUUCCACGGGCACUCCGUCGAGUCGUGUUCGGGGCUCUGGACCGGAUAAGGCUGUGUUGAUGACUGGCGGGCCUGCGGGUCAGGGACGUGUGCCUGGUCCACAGCAGGGAAGAUCUGCAAUGGAGGUUGUGCCCGGACGUAAAACAUCUGGUGAACGUAAACCCUCUGGCGAACGUAAACCGUCUGGUGAAACGACUGCCACGGGUUGGCGAGACGAUGUGCCUGUGGUUGAUCACACGGACAGGUUCUGGAUGCUGGACUGGGUGGGGGAGAUCGGACAACCAUCGAGUGACCUUGUUCUAUACGUGGUCAUCAAAGAAAAUAUUGUGCCGGUUGGCGGCCUGGUGAGGUGGACUGGACAAAAUGCGCCGUCUGCAACGUUCGAGUUGACGAUGGUCCCCAAUGGAAGAGGGGAAAGAAUACCGACUGUUAAACACGUCGCUCUUCGAUGGGCCAAACACACGGGGUUUGGAAAGUCGCUGGUUGAUGUGUUCAACCCACCAGGGACAGCGGAAGUGAAGUUGCCUGACCUCGUUGACGUCCUUGGGUUUUUCGAGAGUAAUGUGAUCGUGGACGAAGAGCCGGUUGUGCAUCCAGAGGACCGCAUAUCGAAGCCUAAAUGCAUGCUUUCGAAAACCGUGGAGACAGGGCCUUCGAUCACGAUCCGCAAUACACCGCCUGGUCCGAAAGCUGGGAAGAUUGGAGAGAAGGGUCCGUGCCGCGGACUGGUCGUGCCGUCAGCCCCUAUGAAGACCAGGCCAACGGCGACCAAAGCACCAGUUGCCUGGGCAGCCGACCGCGCUAUGUUGCGGCCACCAAGGGACCUCUCCCCUUGGUGGGCCAGCAGCACUAUGACUACACUGUGCCAAGCCGCGCAGAGGAAGCCCAUGAGUAUUUUGAAGAUGAGGAUGAAGAGAACAACGAGGAAUAUUCGGAUCGAGUAGGAGGACAGGAACAAUAUGCUGCGGGUGUCGGCGGCAUGACGAGGCAUCCAGGAGAGACAAGUAAAGUGGUUGGACAGGA
Messenger RNA from Chara braunii, 1541 nucleotides. Lineage: Eukaryota; Viridiplantae; Streptophyta; Charophyceae; Charales; Characeae. The record is from the annotation of a GenBank genome assembly.